AUGUUGAACAUACUGGAGAGCUUCGACAACGUCUACCUGGACCUCUCGAAGCAGCCGGGGAAAUGCAAGCUAGCGGAGAGCGGCCUGGGCUGGCGCCCCUCCGGUGGCGGCGACACCUUCACACUCGACAGCAGUAACAUUGGCAACGCCCAAUGGAGUCGCGCCGCGAAAGGAUUCGAACUGAAGAUCCUGUCACGAACUUCCGGAGUGAUUCAGCUGGAUGGUUUUGAUCAAGAGGACUUUGAGCGACUGAGCAAAGCCUUCAAAAUUUGGUAUGGCAUCAAUGUCGAGAACCGCGAACACGCCCUGCGUGGCUGGAACUGGGGCAAGGCAGAGUUCACCAAGGCCGAGCUGUCCUUCAGUGUCCAAAACCGACCCGCUUUCGAAGUACCCUACUCCGAGAUCUCAAACACCAACUUGGCGGGCAAGAAUGAAGUGGCUGUGGAGUUUGCGCUUGCCGCAACUGAUGCGAACGGCGCGAACGGACAGCCGGCUGGGAGCACACAGAAUCGCGGCCGAAAGGCGGCUGCGGGCCCCGACGAGCUGGUGGAGAUGCGCUUUUACAUUCCUGGCACGGCCGUGAAGAAGGAGAAGGCGGAAGGUGCAGAGGGCGAGGAGGAAGAGAACGAAGAAGAGGUGGAGGAGCAGAAUGCGGCGAACCUUUUCUACGAGACCCUGAUGGACAAGGCGGAGAUUGGAGAUGUGGCUGGCGAUACGUUCGCUACCUUCUUGGACGUUCUCCACCUUACCCCGAGAGGUCGUUUCGAUAUCGAUAUGUACGAGUCGUCCUUCCGUCUCCGUGGCAAAACAUACGACUACAAAAUUCAGUACUCUGCCAUUAAAAAGUUCUUCCUGCUUCCAAAGAAUGACGAUACCCACACCCUCAUUGUUCUCGGUCUCGACCCCCCUUUGCGACAGGGUCAGACUAGAUAUCCGUUCCUGGUUAUGCAGUUGAAGUUGGAUGAGGAGAUCAGCCUGGAGCUGAACAUGACAGAGGAGCUUUUGCAAAACCAGUACAAGGACAAGCUGCAAUCACACUAUGAAGAGCCCAUCCACCAGGUUGUGACUAAGAUCUUCCGUGGGCUGUCUGGUAAGAAGGUCAUCAUGCCGUCCAAGGACUUUGUCAGCCACCAUGGUCACCACGGCGUGAAGUGCUCCAUCAAGGCCAACGAGGGUCUUCUCUACUUCCUGGACAAGAGCCUUAUCUUCGUCCCUAAGCCUGCCACCUACAUUCAACUCGACAAUGUUGCGGUGGUUACCAUGUCCCGUGUCGGCGGCGCUGUCUCGGCCAGCCGGACGUUCGAUAUUACUGUCAGUCUGAAGGGUGGUCUCGGCGAGCACCAGUUCAGCAACAUCAACCGGGAGGAGCAACAACCGCUGGAAGACUUCUUCAAGGCCAAGGGUAUUCGCAUUAAGAAUGAGAUGUCCGACGAUACUUCGACUCUUCUGAAGGCGGCUCUUGAUAACGAGGAUCUGAUGGAGUCGAGCGACGACGAGGGUGUACGGGCCGACCGCGGCUCCGCGGAUGAGGACGAAGAGUCGGUCGACGAGGACUUCAACGCCUCCUCUGACUCGGACGUGGCCGAGGAGUAUGACUCGGCGCACGAGAGUAGCGGUGACAGUGACGAGGAGAUGGGCGAUGCAGAUGCAGGCGACGACGCGGAUGCCGGUUCGGACAACGAUGACGAGUCCCGACCGAAGAAGAAGAACAAAACCGGAUAA
Messenger RNA from Penicillium canariense, 1722 nucleotides. RefSeq names its product FACT complex subunit POB3. The transcript is spliced from 6 exons. The coding region runs from base 1 to 1722 and encodes 573 amino acids. NCBI's taxonomy places the organism in Eukaryota, Fungi, Ascomycota, Eurotiomycetes, Eurotiales, Aspergillaceae. The record is from RefSeq and is a predicted model, not a curated record. Gene Ontology annotation, molecular function: histone binding; DNA binding; nucleosome binding. Gene Ontology annotation, cellular component: nucleus; FACT complex.